Molecule: messenger RNA, 4488 nt
Organism: Scatophagus argus
Lineage: Eukaryota; Metazoa; Chordata; Actinopteri; Scatophagidae
Gene: tinagl1
Product: tubulointerstitial nephritis antigen-like 1
Exons: 12
Coding region: 179-1609 (476 amino acids)
Biological process (GO): proteolysis
Cellular component (GO): lysosome
Molecular function (GO): peptidase inhibitor activity; cysteine-type peptidase activity
Source: RefSeq, a predicted model, not a curated record
AGAGAAGACAGAGUCUGACAGAGCAGAUCCUGUGAGACACUGAACAGAGGAAAGAGGACACUGACCUUUUACCCAAACCUUCUCUACCUGUGAAUGACUUCCUGAACAGCACGUUGGCAAAGCUCUGAGUUUUCGAUCGGAUUACACAACCAGGAUUUCUCUCACCAACUCAAGAUUAAUGAUGAAGCUCCUCCUGUUGACUGUGUCGGUGCUACUCCUGCUGGUGGGAGUCAGCACUGCAGAGAGAAUCCUGUCUAGAAGGACCAAGAGGGAGCUUGCCAGUCCACUCCAUGUUGGUGGUAUCAGGGACCCAUUUGGCUCCUACUGCCAGAGGAGAGGAGGCUGCUGCCCUGGCAGAGAUGACCUGUGCACGGUUCCCUACCUGGACACCAUCUGCUACUGCGACCUGUUCUGCAACCGCACAGUCUCCGAUUGCUGCCCUGACUUCUGGGGUCAUUGUCUCGGCAUCCAGCCACCUUUCAUUGGCACCUGUGAAAGAAAUGGAAACAAGUUCUUUACAGGGCAAACAUACAAAGAGAACUGCAAUUUAUGCACAUGUGGGACUUCAGGACGUUGGGAAUGUGAGCAGAACGCCUGUCUGAUUGAGCCUGACAUUAUCCAUGCAAUCAACAGAGGAAACUAUGGGUGGAAGGCAGCUAACUACAGUCAGUUCUAUGGCAUGAUGCUGGACGAGGGCAUCCGGUACCGCCUGGGCACACAGAGACCAUCCAGGACUAUUAUGAACAUGAACGAGAUCCAGAUGAACAUGGAUCCUCACAACGACCGUCUGCCUCUCUACUUCAACUCAGCAGAAAAGUGGCCAGGAAAGAUUCACGAACCACUAGACCAGGGCAACUGUGCCGCAUCCUGGGCUUUCUCAACUGCAGCUGUGGCAUCAGACAGAAUCUCCAUCCAGUCAAUGGGGCACAUGACACCUCAGCUGUCCCCCCAAAAUCUUAUUUCCUGUGACACACGCAACCAGGGAGGCUGUGCAGGGGGACGCAUUGAUGGAGCCUGGUGGUACCUGAGGCGCAGAGGGGUGGUAACAGAAGAAUGUUAUCCAUACCGACCCCCACAGCAAACACCAGCAGAGGUGGGCCGCUGCAUGAUGCAGAGUCGCUCCAUUGGCCGAGGGAAGAGGCAGGCCACGCAGCGCUGCCCCAACACACACAACUACCAAAACGACAUCUACCAGUCCACACCGCCCUACAGGCUCUCAGCCAAUGAAAAGGAGAUCAUGAAGGAGAUUAUGGAUAACGGCCCUGUGCAAGCUAUUAUGGAGGUCCAUGAAGACUUCUUUGUCUAUAAGAAUGGGAUCUACAAACACACUGACGUCAGCUUCACCAAACCUCCACAAUACCGCAAACACGGCACACACUCCGUCAGGAUCACUGGGUGGGGAGAGGAAAGAAACUUUGAUGGGACAUCACAAAAGUACUGGAUCGCUGCCAACUCCUGGGGAAAGAACUGGGGAGAGAACGGCUACUUCCGCAUUGCUCGCGGGGGCAACGAGUGUGAGAUUGAAACAUUUGUGAUUGGCGUGUGGGGCAGGAUCACGAUGGAGGACAUGCACAACCAUCACCACCAUCACCGCCGCCGACACAUCUAGAGACACAACAGCUGUUGAAACACCACCGAGACGUUUGUUUUUAAUCCCAUCUAAAGCUGGUUUGCACCCCAGAGGAGAACCACACCAAGAGUCUCAGCACUUCAGCACAGCGCCUUACUCAUCAAGCUGUCUGGGACAGCCUCAAAAUCAACCCCAGAUCAUGUGAACCCUCUUUCUUUUUAAGCUUUAUUUUAUCUGGGGAUGAAUACAACCCCUCCUCCUUUACCUUUUCCCUUUUAAGAGAACAACUCUCCCCACUCAAGGAUUAAAUCACCAAAAAGAAACACAACUAAGCUAAAGCUCCUCCACUUUGCCUUGCAGUUUGGCACCUCAGGUUCCUAUUGAUCCAAAAACCACACUUUGCAGAAUCCUCAGUGUAAUAUCAGGUGAAACAAAUUCAUGUCAAAGUUGGGUGAUGGCAGAAGGAGAAGCUCAAUUUGAACUUCUUUAUUUUACUUUAUGCUUCUUUAUGCUUCAGCCAGAACCUUUUAGUCUGUCUAGUUUUAAGUCUAUAAUCCAGGCAGACUCGUUUUUACAGAAACAGCUUGGAAAAAAAGAAAUCUGAGAGACAGAUUAUACCACGAGACCCUUUCAGAGCGACACACCCAGCCAAACGGUAACAUGAUGAUAUAUCAUAGAUGACAUGGACAUUUACCUGUCAAUUAUAUAGACCCUAUUUGGUUUAUCCCCUCAGAUUUAGAGAGGUUUUAGAGAGUCUAGUAGCUGCAGGCAGUAGAGCUUCUCACACAUUCCAGUUAAAAUGUAGAAUCUGAUACUGGAAACAGUAGGAGGUUUGAUGUGGAGUAUAAGAUUACAAAGAUUUUAUAUUUAGGAGAUUUACACCACUGAGCAUGACCAGCAAUCAAAAUGUCUCCCAAUAAUGUACCUCUUAAACAUUAUUGUGAUCUUUAAUAAAGAAACAGGCUAAAUGUCGUCCCGUCUUCUACAUGUUUGUACUGGGAAGGACAGUGUCCUUAGAUAAGACUAAACAUAUGUCAUUUGGUCCUGGCUGCAGGUGAAAUAAAUCAUGUUCAGUAAUACUAGAUGAAAAAUGUGAACAUGAGCAAUGAUUAAUACAGAAAGAAAAAAGCCUUAAAGAAACAGAGUUAUUUUGACCGCUGCAAAACAAAGUGUUUGUGUAUAGUAGUCUUCGUUUGCUUUGUUUGCUUUGUUCUGUCUGCAACGUUACAGCUUGAGAUAAAGAUGCUAUUUUUUUGUGCUGCAGUUAUAUUUUGAAGUAUUAUUUUACUACUUGUUUAAGAUGUACUGUGUGUAGUAACUUUCAUAACACUCAUGACUCAGUUGCUUUUCUGCUUGUGCUUCUGCGGGGCGGGUGAGGGAGGAUACUGCUGCUAAAGCCCAGCCUGUGCUACAGUAUUUGAGUUUCUAGUUUAACAGCGAAACAUCUGCUCACGUCACGCAGGUUACAAAUGAGCGGUUUGACUUGAUGUUCUCAUAUUUUCGUUCUUGUUUUAACUUUUUCUGAUGGAAAAUUUUUGUGUGGGUGCAUCAACCUUGUGCCUAUCUUUGCUACUGUACCACAGCUUUUUAUGAUCCUUUUUCCAAAAGGUUGCAGGCUGAUUGAGGGAUUUUCAGAUCUUCUUGGAGCAUGGCCUCACUUGAAAAUCAAAGCACGGUGUAUUAUUACCACGUACCUUAAAUUACAUUCUGAUGUGCCUCAGUUCAAAAGGCUUUUCCAUUUUCUAUAUAACCAUGUCUUCUGAUCUUUAAGGUCUCUGUAUCAUCUCCUUCAGACAUGGAUUAGCAAAUUAAAGCAGAGAGAAGUGUCUGGAUGCACAGGCAGUGUGUAAAGUGGUGGAGGGGCUGUAGAUGGAUAAGUAAUUAUUGCAUGUUUCUCAUGCAUUGAAGUGACUCUUUGCUUUUAUUCUGCUCUUCGUCGUUCCUUGCCACAGCAGGGAGCGAUAAAGAGUAAAAUCAGAAGCACAACAAGUUUACAAUAAGUAACACCAAGGACAAUGUGAAACUAAGCUUUUUGGCCUGGAGAGUGACUAUCAGCAGAAAGAAGAAGGUUCCUCUACAUUUCCUUCUGUGGGCAGGUUGCUAUAGCUCCUUUACAAGAGAGAAAAAGAUCAAUAGACAAAACAGUUGUGAGAUUGGUUCAGUGUUACUGUGGUGCAGAUCUUGUUUGUUUCAUUACAAUUUAAGCAUAUUUUCAUCAAUAAAGCUGGAAGGCCUUUAGUAUUCAUUUGUUAGAGAUAUGUCAUGACUUCCCUCCUCAAGAGCAGCAUCAGCAUGAGAUGCACAAGUUCUGUCCUGAUGUUAGAAACAAGUGACACACUUCCAUUACAAGGAAGUAUGGGAAUCUGAUCAAAGCACUGUUUAGAGACAUCUUAUCACUAAUGUCCAUUUAUUUUGCUUGUAUUAUGUUGAGAAAAACAUUCAUUCAGACUCAUUGUUUGCCGGGAUCUAAUUGACACAUGACACUGAAUUCUUAGAAAAUCUCUUAUACUGUAGCAUUUUCAAGGAAAUGUUUGAAAGCAGCACAUUUGCGAUAUUUUGAUUCUGAUUAUUUUUGGAUAAAAGUUCAGAUUGGACCAAUGAUAACUAUAUUACUGAAGGUCUUUACUAAAACCCCCCAAAUCUAUUCAAGAGAAAUUUAACUUAUUUGUAGCAACAGUUUUCUCCAACUACACAACCAGGAGCUGCAGCAGACACCCACUCAGAAGUUGUGUAUUUUUAUGUAAAAUGAACCACACAAUAUUCAUGAUGUGUAGACUUUAUUUAUGACAAGAUGUGUAAAUUAUAUACUUUUUUGUUGCAAUGUUUUAUUAUCUCUCUGUCUCUUGUAUUGUGUGCACUAAAUUGCAAUACCACGUUAGUGUUCACUUGUGCGGCACAAUAAAGUCUCUCCAAAACCA